Molecule: messenger RNA, 7126 nt
Organism: Scylla paramamosain (green mud crab)
Lineage: Eukaryota; Metazoa; Arthropoda; Malacostraca; Decapoda; Portunidae
Product: E3 ubiquitin-protein ligase ZNRF1-like
Biological process (GO): proteasome-mediated ubiquitin-dependent protein catabolic process; protein K48-linked ubiquitination
Cellular component (GO): cytoplasm; intracellular membrane-bounded organelle; membrane
Molecular function (GO): ubiquitin protein ligase activity
Source: RefSeq, a predicted model, not a curated record
CUUUGUGAGGAGUGACGGGGAUCGCCAUGUCCGUUUUCCUCUCCCUGGAUAUUUGCUUCCCACACGAUAAAUAGACAAGGAUUCACCACCAAGAUCACGUGAGGGGGACUAGUUAACACCAAGGGAUCAAUAGACCAGAUAUCCUGCCAGCCACUACCCACCAUCCACACACAAGAGGCCGCGCAUGAGGAGUGAGACAGGGGCCGAGACAGAGACAGUGAUGGUGGCGGAGUGGCCUGGGGGCGUGGGCGGGAGCGAGGGCGGCUGGGCGCGGGUGUAAGGAUGGGCGGGAAGGCGAGCACGGCGGGCGGGGCGGGGGUGGGCGGGGCUGGACUUGGGGGAGGCCCAGAGUCCGCCCACGCCGCCACCGCCUCCUCCGCCACGCGUUCAAGAGCCUUGUCUACGAGUGCUGGCACGGCAGACGGCGAGGGCAGCUCUGCAGUGGGGCUUCUGCGCUCGGCCAGCCAGGGGGGCGGCGGCAACAGGGACCGGGCAGGGGACAGAGGCAGGGCGCGAUCCCUUUCCAGUGUGCCCGACGCGAGUGGCACGGCGCCUCCCCUCACCAUCCCGGCGCUGCUGUCCCGGGCGGCGGCGGGGGGCGGCAUCGGGGGAGGCGGAGGGAGCGAAACAGACGGAAGUUCCCCUGAGGAGUAUCUUCUGGACGGCCCCCUGAGUUCCCUGGCGCUGGGGAGGGUGUUCACCACGCACUCCCUUCCGGCGCACCUGUGGUCAUUCAAUGGUUUCAAGUGUCCCAUCUGCUCCAAAGUGGUGUUGCCUGAUGACCUGGAGUGCCACCUGGUCAUCUGCCUCACCAAGCCACGCAUCAGCUAUAAUGAGGAUGUACUGACGGAGGACAAGGGGGAGUGCGUCAUCUGCCUGGAGGAGCUCUGUCAGGGGGACACCAUUGCUCGGUUACCCUGCCUCUGCAUCUAUCAUAAGUCUUGUAUUGAUGAGUGGUUCCAGGUGAACCGUUCGUGCCCUGAACACCCGUUAUGACUGAGAACUCCUAUGCACAUUUGUAUUAAAAAUAAUCAUAAAACAAAAAAAACAAAAGAAAAAUGCCUAUGUGCCAUUAUCGUGUGCCAGCUGAGUGGUGGUGUGCCGGGCUGGGCGGCAGGGGGCGGCACCACCCUCGGCCCUGGGGGGGAGGACCUGCGCCCCUGAAUUGUGCUGUGUCAUAUUGUAAGUGUUGGACGGGAACAAAGAAACCAGGGAGGAGGAGGAGGAGGAAGAGGACGAUGAUGAACAGGAGGAGGAGGAAGAAGAGGAGAUGCGUGUACAUGUGUGUGUGUGGAGGAUAAGCCACAGCCACAUGUGUACGUGUGUGUGUGUGUGUGUGUGUGUGUGUGUGUGUGUGUGGUGUGUGUGUGUGUGUGUGUGUGUGUGUGUGUGUGUGUGUGUGUGUGUGUGUGUGUGUGUGCACGCAUGUGUGCCUGUGUGUGUGUGUGCAUGUCAUGCGAGAGCAUCAAGGAGGAAAUGCGCUGCUUGCCUUGUAUCACCGACUUACCGAGUGGCUGCAAGACAAGGAGGAGAGCGGCGAUCCUGACUGGGAAGUGGAGAGGUGGUGUUCUGUGAACUGGUGUGCUGCUGUGCUGUCUUCACCUCCCUCUCAAGCCCCUCACAGCCCCUGCAGGAGUCUCCACCACCUGCACACUUUGUUCUGCAGCUCCCUUCCCUCACACCCUUGCCCUGGCCUCUGAUCCCCUGCAGCAGCACCAAGGGGCAUGAGGGGCUGGUCUUGUCCCUCCAGUGACCUGAUCAGAGUGUCAAGUUUAUUAUUAACAAAGAAAGAGGAGAAAGUGGAGAAGGAUAACUGGUUAUUACUCUUUCUUUGGUGAUUUGUUUAGCCAUAAAGACAACUGUUGAGUGUGUCAAGUUUAUUAUUAUUAACAAAGAAAGAGGAGAAAGUAGAGAGGAAUAAGUGGUUUGACUCUGUUUUUAUUAUUACUCUUUCUUUAGUGAUUUGUUUGGCCAUAAAGACAAGUGUUGCUUUCUGUGGGAAGUGUUAUCAGUCCCAGUAAUACUGUGGAGGUGACAUAGUUUUGGCCGCCAAUGUUGGCAAGAUGACACGAGUGAUUUAGCUCUUAGUUCUGUAAUGUUAAAUGUUUUGAUUUAUUUGAACUGUUAAUCAUAUGGAAGCUUCUUAGUGAACAAGUCUCCUGGUCCUUUUGUCAUUCACCAGAGAAUAUUUAUUUGUCUGUAGAAUGAGCUGAGGGAAGGAAGGGAAAAGGUCCCAUCUGUUGCGUGUGUGGUGAGUGUGCAAAGCAGUGCGGUGUAUUUGGCUGCGUUCAAGUUCUGUGGUGUUUGGGAAUGAGGGAAGGAAAGGAAUUUUGAGAGUGUGUGCGUGUCCGACACUAACAAGCCGAACUAUAGAUACUGUUGUUGUUUAGUAGCAUUUAUUUCCUCCUCUCUGCUCUUUUUCCAGUGUAAUGAGGCUUUAAGAAAUUUGAGUCAUAACAUUGAAGUACAAGACGAUGUGUUUGCCACUCAACACCACUCACCGUUGUUCUCUGUUGUAAUUUAUUUCACCCAAAUUGACGACAAGCACAGCGUCAACCUUGUCCUUGUUUCAGGUACAGCGAGUCUUGCCUCGGCAAGACUUGCAUCUGUGUGAUAGACUUUUGUUUAUUUUGAUGCCGACAGUAUAGACUCUGCAGUGCUCAGGUAGUAGACUAGUGUUACUGCCGGGGAAGAUGACGAGCCUCCUAGUAAUACUACUGUGUUUGGAGUCUGAACAAUAAUGCUUCAUGCUCACCCUAGUUGCCAUAUAGCUAAGCCAGCAUUCUGGUGGACCUAACAAUACUAGUGAAAUUAGCCUUUCAUUGAACACUUUGGUUUCCUGGAGUUUGCCUUCAAAUUAACUAAUAUAUUCAGCUUUGGCUUCCAAGCAGACAGCAGUGGCCUGAAUUGGGCCACAGAAGAGACCCACUAAAAUAAGUUUACUUUCAACAUUGCUCAGAAGGUCAGGAAUUGCACCAUUGAGACCACACAAGGGGUGCAAGGGGUGGAGAGCAUGCAGGCUUGGGUUCCCUGGCAUGCAGAAGACAGUGAGUGGAAGGGUUCACCACACUGAGUACUGAUCCGAUGCCUGGCUAGUGACGGCCGCUGGAUCCAGCUGAGUCCACCACAAUGAGGCCAUAGCGUAGCUGCCAUUGCAUAAGACCAAACCUUGCCUCCUGCCAGGGCACCGUGCCACUUGAACGUGCCGCCAGAUUUAUGGCAGGCGGAUUCAUUCUUCACUGAUGACUGUUCUGUUGUGUUCAGUUCUGUGCAAGUGUGAUGCUCGACAUGAAGUGUGUUGAUCAAGUCUUGUCAUCAUUUCCACGUGGUGUUAGAGCUUGUAUGAGAUGAGAUGCAUUGGAAUGUGUUGCUCGAAACCUUUGUCACACUUAUUCUUUCUUUUAUAAGUUUUUUUAUACAUGAAAUCAGGUAAGGGGUAGCUUGCUGUGUCUCCUGUUGUUCAUUUCACUCCACUGACUGCAUCUUGUUGCUUAGACCUUGCUCAGUUGUGGGAGGAGGUGCCAGUGCAUUGACCAUAUCACUCACUUUUUAAUACAUAAUAAGGAAUUUUGAAAUUAAGACAGAGCACUUGAGGGAGCAUGGGACAAGAUGAUGUCCCCUUGGUGCCAGCAAACACACAGAGGUGGGCUGACAUCACCUUCCACAACUGCACUGUCACACUAUUCCUGGAAACACCACACAGCUGAGGUGCACCAUAAUCUCAGCUACAAUGUGAUCUUGGGCAUUUGUAGAAAGCCUGGGUGUGACAGACUCAGCUUCUAGUGGUCUUCACAGGUGGGAGAGAGUAAUGAACAGCCUCUCUCUGUCACUCACUCUAAGUUUUCACUCUGAUAAAAUUUUAACAACUCCACCCACCACUUGUGUAUCUUGCUCUCAAAUGACACAGGUGGAAGCUUUGCUGUGUGUUCACCUAUGUUCACCUGUUCACCUGCCUUCCUGUGAGUUUUCUAGAGUGUUCUAUUGGUGUAGAGAAGAGGGUGUCUGCUGCCUCCAUCUCUCCUCUCUAGCUGUGUGUAUCGUCUCGAAAGUUUGAUGUGGCAACCAGCUUUUAAUGUUUGUAGUUUUGAUGACAAUGAUUAUUAUUAUUAUUAUUAUUAUUAUUUUUUAUUUUAUUUUUUUUUUAUUAAUGGUAUGCAUAUGUAUUAAUAAUUUACUAAUGUUCAGGGAUGGUAUGAUAAAUGCAGUGUUGAGUCGUGGUGAAUUUUUCCUCUAGUGAUUUCUUGUUGUAUGUGGAUCCCUGUAUUUUUUUUUUUUUCCUUUCAUUUUUAUCUUGCAGUUUUCACAGACACAUAAUUUAACAUUUUUUUCUUUCUGGUCACCAACUUUUGUUCUUCCAACUCAUUUCAUUUAGCGCUUAGCCUUGACUCACAGUGAAACAAACGAGGACUGAGCACCAGAAUGAAUUAUACCCAUGUUGCUCAAGACCAAACCAAGUGAGGCUACUGUAGCUCUGGUGGAGACCUUGAGUGACAACCCUGGGACACACCCUGCUUGGGGAACACCCUGGGGACACUCUUGGGACACCCUUGGGACAUGAGCCACACAACUACACCACAGCCAACACCAACCACCAAACCCACACCACGUAGCGACUGAACCACACCACUCUGGAACUGUGUCCUUGGAGCCAUGUUCUCUAGCCACAGAUGAGUGUGAUCUCCAGGUUGGUGUGGGAAGCCGGGGCGACACAACUAGUAAUGUUUGGUCUCUCUGUCAUGACUCCCACAGCAGACACCAGACUGACUCACUCACUGACCUAUGCUGUGCUGCUGUCUUUCUCUUGAUUGUUUCCUUGGGGGCAGUGUGUGUGUGUGUGUGUGUGUGUGUGUGUGUGUGUGUGUGUGUGUGUGUGUGUGUGUGUGUGUGUGUGUAGGCAGAGGUCAAGAGGUAGCUGAGUGAGUAGAUCAGUGCAGCAUAAUGCCAAUAUUCACAUUUUCUCACUACCUUAUGGGCAAAGCUUGACUACUUUAGGUUAGGUAUUUUGUAAUCAAAACUAGGAAUGAGAAGCAUAUGUAUAUAUAUACACCAUAUGUAUACAUAAAUAUAUAUAUAUAUACGUAUAUGCAUUUACAGUAUGCAUACACUAACACAAUAAAGGCAUAUCCACACACUCUUAGACAGGUGUACCCAUACAUAUUAAAAUUACAACACACACAUAACAGUACACAGUGUUAAUAGAGAUGUACCUUUUGGGGUGAUAAGUGGUAGAGCAGAUUUUGUACGUUGGUUCUAAGAGGCAUUAGCAUGGACUUCUAUACUACUCCUGUUUUUCAUUAGAAUGGUGGCCCCCUUACCUUAACUAACCUUACCUAACCUAACCCAACCUUUUCCCUGCUCACACACACACAUGGACUUCUCACAGUGUAAUUUAGUUGGCUCGGCUCUAUUGGCAGAAGGUUGUAUAUCACGGUUGUCCUUUUCAUCUCACUAGCCACAUGUCUUCCCUUCCUUCACUGCUCUCAUUUCAUGUAGAAGAAAAAAGAACCUUGGACUCCCACGCUCAGCUCUCACAUUUUGUACUUUCCUAAAGCUUUCUGCAUACUGCUUCUGCUGCUGUGACCACUACUACCACCACUGUUACUACUAUCACCACUGUUGCUGACUACUACUACUACUACUACUACUACUACUACUACUACUACUACUACUACUACUACUACUACUGUUACUUAGCUGUAGGAUCUUUUGCUACUUGGACACACCCAUCACGUGAGCUAAUAUUCAGCUUAAGUUGACUAAGAGGCAAGUAAGUGAGUGAGUAAAAGCAAGCAUCCAACCAGCUGAGUCAUCCACGACAAUAGAUCAACCAGAGUAUAAUUAGAAAGGCGCAGCUGUUCUAGCACUGUAUUGCCCGUAACUACUGUACGUACUACUAAAUAUUCCUUUUUUUUAUUUAUUUUUUUGGUCACAUCUUAAGGAAAUGCCUUUACUAGUGGAACAUUCUGGAAGGUGGUCUGUUCAUAUUCUCUCUCUCUCUCUCUCUCUCUCUCUCUCUCUCUCUCUCUCUCUCUCUCUCUCUCUCUCUCUCUCUCUCUCUCUCUCUCUCUCUCUCUCUCUCUCUCUCUCUCUCUCUCUCUCUCUCUCUCUCUCUCUCUCUCUCUCUCUCUCUCUCUCUCUCUCUCCUCCCCUCCCCAGUACUUUCCUGUGCAUACUCUUGUGUUGAUGUUGAUGUGACCCACAACACUGCUGGUGAUGGUGUCAGACAAGAGAAAAGGAUGCACUCUUCUCUCUCUGGUGGAGUGUUGAAUAGGACACUCUACUGUUUUUCUUUUUCUUGCCCUUGUACAUUUUUUCCUUCACCUCCAUGUCCUGUUCUUUCUUUCCUUCCUUCCUUCCCCUGUUGAUUCUUUUUCUUUUCUUCUUGAUUUAUUACACAUUUGUUGAUCUUUUCUCAUUUAUUUUUUAUGCUCUUCUUUAUCUAUUCCUGGUCUCCUAUUCCUUCUUUUAUCCCCAUAAAUUUCAUGUUCUGUUUCUUGUCCUCUUUUUUUUUACUUUAUCAUUUCUUUUUUCACUCUUUCUCUCUCUCUCUCUCUAUCUCUCUCUCCCCUCCAUAUAUAUUGCUUCUGUUCUAUAGCCUCUCCCAGUCUCUGCUUCCUCCCUGUGUGGUUUUCCUACUCUUCAUGGAUCCACUUUCACAUAUGUAUCAUUGUAUAGGUCCAGAGUAUUUUAUUACCCUGCUCAGAAUAUAUAUAUAACACUAGAGGUGCAAUGAUUUGAUAUAUGUUGUAGUUUUGUAUAUACAGUAUAAUAUAUAAGUGAUGUUAAGAAACUUAAUGGAACAUUGGCUUCUGCGUUCCUCCAGCCAGAGAAAAAAAAAGAAAGGGAUAUAUAUAUAUAUAUAUAUAUAUAUAUAUAUAUAUAUAUAUAUAUAUAUAUAUAUAUAUAUAUAUAUAUAUAUAUAUAUAUGAUGACUUUUCAGCAGCAAGGGAAGUUUGCUGCAAAUGGGAAUUUUUGCAUUAUAUUACUAGUAUGGGGGAAGAAUACAAUGGGAUUAAAAAAAAAAUAAUACAUAAAUGAUGAGAAAUGUGAUUUAUUCUUUUAGUUGGAAAUUUUUGUACACUAUGUUGCCCAAAUUAUGUACAGUAAUAAAGGCUGAUAAAUGUGA